UUUUGCCCUCCUUCCCUUUCACACUUGCUCUUUCUUAGCUGUGCCAUUAUACCAUCUGGUCAGGAAUAGAUACCAUUUAUAACCAGAGCUACUUUCCAAUUCUUGAUCUUCUUGCAUCGAACUAAUCUGGGUCUUUGUUCCAUUUUUUAUACUCGUGUUGACUCUGGAACUUUUUCUUUACCCUUCACUUGGAUUACUGAGAUAAUUGAAAUCUGAUUUUGGAUUAGUUAGAACCAGUUCAAACAAGUGGUUGUUUGAACUUUGAGGCAAUUUUAAAACAAAAAUACGACUUGUUGCAAUUAGUGUUGAACUGGUGCUGGAUCUCAUUUUGGAUCAAUUGCUUGCAGCUGUGUAAGAAGUUCUUUCUGCUCUGGAUGUUCUAGUCAAAGUAGAUCAGUUGGAAAAUGUCGAGGGGAAGAGGUGACGGGAGCCAAAAUAAAAGGUUAAUAGGCUCAAUCUUAGUUUUGGUGAUCAUUUGUGGUUUGUUGUAUGUAUAUUCUGGAAGGAGUGGUUCAUCUGCCCUGGAAUAUGGCGGUAAGUCAUUAAGAAAGUUCAGCUCUUAUUUGGGAUCGGAGGAAGAUGUUGAGGAGUCUUCCCCAAUUCUUGGUGAAGAUGGAGACGUUGGUUUUAUACCAAAGAGCUUUCCUGUUUGUGAUGAUCGUCAUUCGGAGCUCAUUCCUUGCCUAGACAGAAACCUUAUUUAUCAAUCGAGGUUGAAGCUGGAUCUUUCUUUGAUGGAACACUAUGAAAGACACUGCCCACUUCCCGAAAGGCGAUUUAAUUGUUUAAUCCCUCCACCACCUGGAUAUAAGAUUCCAGUCAAGUGGCCUAAAAGCAGAGAUGAGGUAUGGAAAGCAAAUAUCCCACAUACCCACCUUGCAACCGAGAAGUCUGACCAGAAUUGGAUGGUUGUAAAAGGUGAAAAGAUUGUAUUCCCCGGAGGAGGAACUCACUUCCACUAUGGAGCUGACAAGUACAUUGCAUCAAUUGCUAAUAUGCUCAACUUUCCCAAUGAUAACAUUAACAACGGAGGCAAGAUUCGAACUGUCCUUGAUGUUGGUUGUGGUGUGGCUAGUUUUGGAGCAUACCUUCUUUCUUCAGAUGUUAUUGCCAUGUCCUUAGCACCCAAUGAUGUUCACCAAAACCAGAUCCAAUUUGCCUUAGAGAGAGGAAUUCCAGCAUAUCUUGGUGUCUUAGGGACCAAGAGACUCCCUUACCCGAGUAGAUCUUUUGAGUUUGCACAUUGCUCACGUUGUAGGAUUGAUUGGCUUCAAAGGGAUGGCAUCCUUCUUCUUGAACUAGAUAGGUUACUUAAACCAGGAGGUUACUUUGUCUACUCUUCUCCUGAAGCCUAUGCACAGGAUGAAGAGGAUCUAAGAAUAUGGAAAGAGAUGAGCACCCUCGUGGAGCGCAUGUGUUGGAAAAUAGCUGCAAAAAGAAACCAAACUGUUAUUUGGGAAAAGCCUUUGACUAAUGAUUGUUACAGGGAAAGAAAGCCCGGUACUCUUCCUCCAGUAUGCAAAUCUAAUGAUGAUCCAGAUGCUGUGUGGGGUGUGAAUAUGGAGGCUUGCAUCACCCCAUACUCUGAACAAAACCAUAGAGCAAGAGGAAGUGGUUUGGCUCCUUGGCCUGCCCGACUGACCACUCCACCUCCCCGACUAGCCGAUUUUGGCUACUCCAGUGAUACGUUUGAAAAGGACACGGAAGUUUGGCAGCAAAGAGUUGAGGAUUACUGGAAUCUAUUGAGGCCGAAAAUUGAGUCCAAUACCCUAAGGAACAUCAUGGAUAUGAAGGCACACAUCGGUUCUUUUGCUGCCGCUUUGAAAGACAAAGAUGUGUGGGUCAUGAAUGUCGUUCCAGAGGAAGGACCUAACAAACUCAAAAUUAUAUAUGACAGAGGUCUUAUAGGCACGGUUCACAGCUGGUGUGAAGCCUUCUCAACCUACCCAAGAACUUAUGAUUUGCUUCACGCUUGGACCGUCUUCUCUGACAUUGAAAGGAAGAAAUGCAGUGCUGUGGAUCUGAUGAUCGAGAUGGACAGGAUUCUGAGGCCCAAAGGCUUCAUCAUUAUCCGUGACAAGCCGAGGGUGGUGGAGUUCGUCAAGACCUACUUGAAAACACUGCACUGGGAAAUAGUAGCUACAGCUGAAGCAUCUCAAGAUUCGGAGCAAGGCGAAGAUGAAACAGUAGUUAUCAUCCAAAAGAAGAUGUGGCGCACAAGUGAGAGCGUGAGGGACUCUGAAUAGAGAAGCAAAGUCUUUCCUCAAGUCCUUCCAAUGAUUGGUUUAGGUGAUACUACUGGCUAUUUAUAUGAUUUUGUAGCAUUUUGGCUCUUUAGUUUUUUGCUUUAUUUAUUUGAGUCGACACAGAGCUCACCCAAUAGCUUAUUCAAAUUUCAAUGUGUUCAUUAUUAAUUUGGUAACUGUAAGAAAAAUCACUUUAUACCUCAGAUUGGCAUAAAGGAGAACAUGUUCGAAAUAAGGAUAUUGGCAAUAUGAUUUAAAUUUCAAAGAGA
This is a messenger RNA of Humulus lupulus (European hop), 2515 nucleotides long. RefSeq names its product probable methyltransferase PMT3. The transcript is spliced from 8 exons. Gene Ontology annotation, cellular component: trans-Golgi network; cytoplasm; endosome. Gene Ontology annotation, molecular function: methyltransferase activity. The record is from RefSeq and is a predicted model, not a curated record. NCBI's taxonomy places the organism in Eukaryota, Viridiplantae, Streptophyta, Magnoliopsida, Rosales, Cannabaceae. Bases 405 to 2246 code for a protein of 613 amino acids.